This is a messenger RNA of Patiria miniata (bat star), 6262 nucleotides long. Its product is annotated as SNF-related serine/threonine-protein kinase-like. The record is from RefSeq and is a predicted model, not a curated record. Gene Ontology annotation, molecular function: protein serine/threonine kinase activity; ATP binding; tau-protein kinase activity. NCBI's taxonomy places the organism in Eukaryota, Metazoa, Echinodermata, Asteroidea, Valvatida, Asterinidae. Gene Ontology annotation, cellular component: cytoplasm. Gene Ontology annotation, biological process: protein phosphorylation; intracellular signal transduction; microtubule cytoskeleton organization. The transcript has 7 exons. The coding region runs from base 230 to 2671 and encodes 813 amino acids.
GUAGGCCGGCACUUGACAUGCUCAAUGUUGCUGCGCAGUUGGACGUAAUAAACAUGUACAUGACAUUAUGCAGGUGCGAUGUAACGAGAAUUUCGUUUGUCAAGUCGGGUGAAAACUGAAGGAACCGGUAAGCUUCUUGUCAACAAAUUCGCCCAAAUCUUACAUCAUCGGACCCUUCUAACGAUGUAAUCUUCUGGAACAGCAGACUCCCAAUUUUACGGCUUCCACCAUGAGCGGAGCAGCGGCGGCGUACAAGUCCGGUUACGAUGGGAAAAUCGCCGGCAUGUACGAUCUGGAAGAGACGCUGGGACGGGGUCACUUCGCCAUCGUUAAACUGGCCCGGCAUGUCUUCACCGGCCAAAAAGUCGCCGUCAAAGUCAUCGAUAAGAACAAACUGGAUGACGUCUCCCGGGCCCAUCUCUUCCAGGAGGUCCGGUGCAUGAAAUUAGUCCAACAUCCGAACGUGGUGCGCCUCUACGAAGUCAUUGAUACCCAAACAAAACUCUAUCUCAUUCUUGAACUUGGGGAUGGAGGGGACAUGUAUGAUUACAUAAUGCAGCAUGAAAAUGGCCUAAGUCAGGACCUAGCACGUAAUUACUUCUCUCAGAUAGUCAGUGCAAUCUCUUACUGCCACAAGUUGCAUGUUGUUCACCGCGACUUGAAGCCAGAGAACGUCAUAUUUUUCAAGAAACAGGGCGUUGUAAAGUUGACGGAUUUUGGUUUUAGUAAUCUGUACAUGCCCGGUGAGAAGCUGGAGACGUCAUGUGGAAGCUUAGCGUAUUCGGCACCAGAGAUCCUUCUCGGAGAUUCCUAUGAUGCUCCUGCAGUUGAUGUUUGGAGCCUCGGAGUUCUCCUCUACAUGUUGGUUUGUGGUGAGCCUCCAUUUAAUGAAACAAACGACAGCGAAACGUUAACGAUGAUCAUGGAUUGUAAAUACUACCUGCCGGACCACAUCUCCGAAGAGUGUAGAAAUCUCAUUUCCAGCAUGCUGCAGCGUGACCCUGAGAAGAGACUAACCUUAGAGCAGAUCUUCAACAGCUCCUGGCUGAAGCAGGGCGGGGAGGCCAAGCCCAUGGAGCCCCUCAUCACCAGGCACGACAUCACCAAGAGCGUGCACGACAGCAUCGUGGAGAGGAUGAUCAGCGGGAAUGUCGCCGAUAUGGCUACCAUCAUCAAGUCCUUAGAAAGCGACAGUUAUGACCACAUCACGGCCACCUACUUCCUGCUAGCUGAGCGUAAACUCAAGAAGCAAGUCGGCGCGGUUAGCGACCUGAAGGCCGAAGAUAACAGUCUAAGGAGGCAUUCCUCUGUCCAGCCACAGCUUGCUUCCUUGGCACUCUCCCCAAGAACUCCACUUCCCGACCACCCAACCAUGGACAAACCCAUCAAUAACAACAUAAGUCACCUCUGCUCGCCAGUCACCACCCAGCCCGUCUCCAAGCCCAUUAGCAUCCCCUUGCCCCCGCUAGCCGCCUCCCCGGCCCUGGCAGCCAUGGCGAGGUCCAACUCCGAAGAGGAGGUCUCGUGCAGUCCGCGACGGCACCGCAUGGAACGAGAACACCUGACCAUCCACCCACGGCAUGGGCGGAGCAUCGUCAAAGAGGGGCUGCAAUCGCUAGAAGAAGAAGAAUUUCAGCACAUUGCCGAUGAGGAACUGGAAUCUACCGAGGAGCCGAUGAUUUCGCCGUCUUCGUCGGCAGACGGAUCGUGGGGGAAGAAUCGUCGAUCGCAGGGGACUAACAACGCCAGGCCCAACAUUCAGAGCACGCGUCUCAACCCGACGGUUCUGAAUCAGAUUACCGAAGAAGAAGACGAGCAGGAGUCAGACGAUGAAAGGCCCAGUGGAGUGGACAGUCUCCUAGUAACCCGACAGAUCCGCCAUCGCAAGACCGUCCCGUCCAAGGACACGCCCCACCAGAUCAAGACCAGCACCAAGAUGGCCGCCCGCGGGGGCUACAGCUCCUCCGACGCCAGCGACGAUGACACUGACACGCGCCGACGCUCCGAGAAAUUCGACAUUCCUCCCAAAGGUCAGCGACGGGGAAGCAAAGACGGUCCGCCGAAUGGCGGCAGCAGUAGCGGCGCGGGCAGCAACAACGGCCCCGGAGGUGGCACAGGGGGUAAGUACACUGGAUCCAACAGCUCCGGAGGGGGUACCGGCGGUGACAGCAACGGCGGUAACCCGGGCAACAACGGUAACGCCUACGAGCGGAAGAAGAGCAACGAACUACGAGAGAGCCUCAAACAGAGCAACUUGAGCAUGAACUCGUCCAAUUCCUCUAGCUCUUACAGUAUCAGCAAGUUUGCCAUCGAUCCUAAUAACACCACCCCAAGUGAUUCCGACGACCCAAGUUCAGACGCGGUCAAAUCAUGGUCCAAAAAGGACAACUUAAGCCACUCGGACAGUAAUCUGUACAUUAUCCCCAAAGACUCGGACAAAAGUAACAUUCAGAACGGCUCGCCGGUGAAGAAGCAGCUGAAGCGAGACAGUUCCAACUUGGGCGGGAAGAACGGCCCGGACUUGAACAGCAACGCCGCCGCUACCAAACCGACUAAAGGCCGGAACAAAGAGAUCAGAAAGAAAAGGAAUCGUAUCGGAAGCAUUGAAGCCGACGAAUCCCCACUGAAACCGGGCGGCAAAUCAGACAGCAGUUGCUGCAGGCUGGUUUGACGGUGAUGAACAAGUUUGAAGGGGUCAGGCAAGAUGGCGGCCACUAAGCACCAAAUUCAUGGAUCUGCUAAGCGGGUACCAGCUGGGUACCAGUCACGAGCAAUAUACAUCACAUGACAUUUUGGCCCGUCACAGGUGAUUGCUAAGCAAACUUCUUUGUGAUAAGCAGUUUUAUGAAAUUAGCCCCUGCCAGCUCCAAUUACAUAAAGCUGCUAAGCAUAGAAACUUUAUGCUUAGCCAAAUCAGGUUACCAAUCAAAAUGCCAUGCGAUGUGUAUUGCACGUGACUGGUUCUCAGCUCAUUUCUGCUUAGCACAUUAAUUUGCUAAGCAAUUUUAUUAUCUGCUUACCAGCUCCUUGAAAUUGGGCUCACAUUGUACUUGAUUGGUUUCUGCUUUUGUAUUAUCUGUGUAGAUGAUGAAAUAUUUUAGUAAUAUUUUCCGCCCGUGUGACGUGAUUUUGUGGUGGUGUGAUGAUUUUUUUUUAAUGAAAAUUUGCCUGGCCCUUUCAAACUGUUUUUUAUUUUUAAUGAAUAUGUUACUUUAGGUUAUAGUUUCCUAGCCAAACCUAAUGACAAUAUUGAAGGCCGAGUAAAAGCGCCCUCUCUUGAGUUGUAAAAAAAUAACACUUUUUUGGUAGAAUUAUGGGGGGGGGAAGUAAAAUCCAUGUUUUGCUAGCUGUUACUCUCUGUCGGUAAAAAAAAAAGUCUUACAAACUGUCAUAUUGACAAAAUAAGACCCCAACGUACGGUAGUAUAGCUCAAGUUCUAUUAGUGAGCUCGAGUACAGUUUAAGAUCUCGGUUGUUUUUGUCCGAAUGAAAAUUGAUUAAAAUGUACAUUGGCCCGCAUUUUGUUCCAGAAUUCAAAAACGAAGACAACGUCACCAAUAACUUUAGUUAGUCAUAUUUCUUUGGUGAUAAAAUGUAUUUGGAUUGUCAUGAAUUGUGUGAAUUUAGAUUUAGGUAUAUAUGACCCUCGUAGUUGAAAAUGUAAUGACUACAAGGAUUGGGGGGGGGGGGGGGGGUAGGGAAGAAAUGGAGACGACACUCUUAAUUUGAGACAAACUUUUACCCCAGAUUCAGCUUUUUGAAUUUUGCUGCAUUCUUGUUAAUCUCAGUCCUCUUUUUGUAGACUGUAAGGAUUCACAUUCGCGAAAAUGUUAUCAUUUGCUCUUUGUGAAAAUUAACUUGUGUAAGAAAAAUAUCGACGUGGUUUGUAAAUAUACAUGUAAAGACAAAAUAACUAUAAAGAAAUUAGUCCAGAGACCCAAGCUGCUGGUUCAGAUUUGGGUCGGCAAAGAUACAGUUUCGAAAAAAAUUAAAUUAUUAAAAAUCAUGUUUUGUAAAAUGGGACCUCGGAUGAUACUUGCCACGUACGGUUGUGUGCGAAACCCACUCUUCCGUUUGUUGAGGUGUUAAGAAAAAGAUACUAUGUUUUUGUUUUCUGGGAACAGUAACAUCGUUUCUUUGGCCUCAAAGUAAUUGCCUAAAUCAGAUGGAAAAAUGACAGUCAGAAUGAAAUAAGUCAAGGUCGAGGUUUUGAACGUUAAACCAAAUAUAGGAAAUGAUGAAGUAAUGUGUCGUACGAACGGCCCAUUAUUCCUGAAACUGUUGACAAACGGUUUUCUUUUUAUAGCAAGACUAGGCGCCAGCUUCUUAAGACGCUCAGUAAUUCGGACCAGCCUUACUAAAAACCUGCAGAGUACCAGUCACUGGUCAUCUGCAUCAUGGGAUAUUUUGGCUGGUAUCCAGUUUCUGCUAAGCUAAUUCCUGUCCUAAACAAAAUUCUGUUCUUAGCAAGAUCUGCUGAUAUUUCUGUCAUAUGGGAGCAUUUCAGGACCAUUUUCCAUCAUGCUUAGACAAAACAGACAAAUAUAGCGUUGCCCAUAAUUGGACCAAAUAUAAAUCUGUGUCCAUUGUUUGGUUUCCACAUAGCGCCCCCGUAUGGUCACGCAUGGACCCUUUAACUCGAAACUAGCCUGGCUGCUCUUGUAUUUAAAUCAUUAUCCAAUCAUUGUAGUUUUUGUUUUUGUGGUUUAUCUUUUAAUUUAUUGUUUUACGUUUGAAGAUGUAAGAACUAAAAAAAAAAAAAAUACUAAAACUGAGCGCUUUCAAAAAUAUAUGAAUGUGCAUGAAGUAUUAAUUACUGGAAAAUGUGCACACACUCUGGGCUUUGUCAAGUGUAAUGUGCGUGCUUGUUAACAGAGUUGUUUUUAUGUGUGGUGUGUUUGUGUGUGUGGUAUUUUUUAAUUUAAGAGUUAUAACAAACUAAAUUCUAACGAAAAAUUCUGACUACGGGCACCUCGGUCUUGCUCGCACAACACACUGUAUAUAGUGUACAUGACUAUGUAUUGUAUAAUGGUGAGUUUGUGUUGUUUGAUUGGGGCAAAGCUGCCGUAGCGGGCUACGCAGUCGGGGAAUUUUUAAAAUUUGUUUUACUCUUGUGAACUGUAUCAUAGCUUCGUAUUGGGGAGACAAAAAAUAUAUAUAUACAAAUGUACCAUAGAUUGUUAGCUCUGUAUAUGUACAUUGAGUAUGUAAAUUAACGUGUGCAAAAAAAAAACUGUAUCAGAUGGGUUAGUAUGAAUAUUAUCGACAAAACAAAAAAAUUAAAAAGUAAAUUAUUAUUCUUAAUCACCAAAAAAUACGUUGACUGUUUUAUUGAUUGUUUAUAUGAACCGAAAGGUUUUAAGGCCGUAGAUUUUAGAAUUUGUAAUAAAUGAAAGAAAGAAAUAACACUACGUAAACGAGUGGUUUUAGAUUUAAGUAUUGAUUUAAGUAUUUGAUGAAUGUCUGUAAGAAUUAAUGAUUUUCAAGAAAGAAAAAAAAACAUUGGCAAGUUCGGGUCAUAUGGGUCCUUGUUAGUGGUCUGUCGUUACUGAAACACUCGACAGCGAUCUUGUAGUGUAAGUAGCAUAGAUUUGUUGCCAUGGUAAUACAUAAGUACAUAUAUUUUAUCUAAAUGGUCGCCGUCACCCUUGUUUAAGAUACGUCGGUCCAGUCGAACGCAGUUGUAAUUUUUACCCAAUCUUUUCAGACAAAGAAAGGAGUUCAUGUAACACCUUCUGUUGAGUCUUUAGGUUGUAAAAAUGUGUCCAAAACUUUGUCCAGCUAACAAAAUAAAGUACAUGUAGCAGCCCAUAAAAUAUUAAAGUCAAUUUUGCCAGUUUUGCUUUGAUAAUAAAAGAAAACUAAUAUAUUUAACUGUUGGGUAAAUAUCCUUUAAAAAAAUUGUUAAUAUACCUUUGGAAAAAGGAGGAAUCUCUUCAUUUUGGAAAUAGUAAGAUACCCGAUAGUUGCCAUCACUACUUCGUGAAGCAACAAAGGAAUACAUUUUAAUGGUUCUUAUAAGAAACAAAAUAGGAGUGACCACAUUUUGCGAAGUGUUUGGUCAUAUAUGCAAAGAUUUUAAUUGCUUUCCGGGAGAUUUUCCUGCAAUAGCAUUUCAGAAACAUAACUGUAAAUUAUCCUCGGUCAAAAGUGAGCCGUAUUCGUUUAGAAAUUGUGCUCAUUGUUCCCUCCUACUCUGAAGCGUCUGUAGUAGUUUGUCGUCCAAGACGGUCUUUUAUUAAAAACUGUGUCUUCCCACCGGC